CCUCUGUGCGCAGUACUGUGAGGGAGGGGAGCAAGGAUGAGGUUUUCGCGGCCUGUAGAGUUGGUUUCAGAAAUGUAACGUAGUUAUCGCUUCGACGGAUGUUUUACACGGACCUAAAGUCAAUUUGAAGCUGCUGGCGCUCUAAACGGUUUGCAUAUUGGAUAAAUGUGCAUGAGGCUCUUGAAAAGCCACACUGGACUGCGAGGAAGUCAGAAAGAAAACCAGGAAGUAGCUUUUAACGAGUGGCGAUGGCCUAUUCUAACUACAGCACCCUGAACAGGGCUCAGCUCACCUUCGAGUAUCUGCACACCAACUCAACGACACAUGAGUUCCUGUUUGGCGCUCUGGCUGAGCUGGUGGACAACUCCAGGGAUGCAAAUGCCACCCGGAUUGACAUCUACACAGAGAAGAGACAAGAUUUGCGUGGAGGCUACAUGCUAUGUUUCUUAGACGACGGCACAGGAAUGGACCCCAACGAGGCGACCCAUGUGAUCCAAUUUGGGAAGUCCACUAAGCGUACAUCAGAUUCUACUCACAUCGGCCAGUAUGGAAAUGGUCUCAAAUCGGGCUCCAUGCGUAUUGGGAAAGACUUUGUUCUGUUCACCAAGAAGGACAACACUCUGUCCUGCCUGUUCCUAUCUAGAACGUUCCACGAGGAGGAGGGGCUUGACGAGGUGAUCGUACCCCUGCCCACCUGGGACCUACUGACCAGACAGCCAAUCACAGGCGACCCUGAGAAGUUCGCCAUAGAGACGGAGCUCAUCUACAAAUACUCUCCUUUUAAAAACGAACAGCAGCUGAUGGAACAAUUUAACAAGAUAGAGGGCAGCAGCGGUACUCUGGUGAUCAUCUAUAACCUGAAGUUGAUGGACACCAGAGAACCAGAGCUGGAUGUAGAGACAGACCACCAGGAUAUCCUGAUGGCUGGGACCCCCUCAGAGGGAGUGAAGCCAGAACGUCGGUCGUUCCGAGCAUAUGCAGCUGUCCUCUACAUCGACCCCAGGAUGAGGAUCUUCAUACAGGGACACAAAGUCAGGACCAAGAGACUGUCUUGCUGCCUCUACAAACCCAGGGUAUAUAAAUACACAUCGACUCGAUUCAAAACCCGUGCUGAGCAGGAAGUAAAAAAGGCUGAUCACCUCGCUAAAAUAGCGGAGGAGAAGGCUCGUGAGGCGGAGAGCAAAAGUCUGUCUCUGGAGGCCAAACUGGGAGACGACCUGUCCAAAGAGUCACGGGUCAUGUUGCGUAAGGCUCAGGAGGGGGCCAUGAUGCUUCGACGGGAGGCCGAAGUGAAAAAGAUGAUUCAGGAGUCCAAACAGAAAGCAUUGAAGGAGCCUAAGGAACUGAGUUUUAUCUUCGGGGUGAACAUUGAGCAGAGAGACCUGGAUGGGAUGUUUGUGUAUAACUGCUCUCGCCUCAUCAAGAUGUAUGAAAAGACUGGACCUCAGCUGGAGGGAGGAAUGGCGUGUGGAGGUGUUGUGGGGGUAGUAGAUGUUCCAUACCUGGUUCUGGAGCCCACUCACAACAAGCAGGACUUUGCGGACGCUAAAGAAUACAGACACCUUCUGAGAGCCAUGGGAGAACACCUAGCCCAGUACUGGAAGGACAGCAACAUAGCUCAGAAGGGCAUAGUGAAGUUCUGGGAUGAGUUUGGGUACCUGUCGGCCAGCUGGUCCUCACUCCCCUCGGCUGAGCAGAGAUACAAGAGACGCCGCGCCAUGGAGAUACCCCUCACCAUACAGUGUGAUAAAUGUCUGAAGUGGAGGACUCUGCCAUUCCAGAUGGAUGCGGUGGAUAAACGUUACCCGGACAGCUGGGUGUGUCUGAUGAACCCUGACAGCACUCAGGACAGGUGUGAUGCAGCGGAGCAGAAACAGAACCUUCCAUGUGCAGUUCUGAAGAAGGACAGACAGACAGCGGAGGACAAACAGAAAGAGCUGACAGAGAAGAUCAGACAGCAGCAGGAGAAACUAGAGGCUCUGCAGAAAACCAGCACCAUCAAAUCAGCUGCAGAUGUGAAGAAGUUGCCUCUGGACGUCAGCAUGAGACCCAUGAAUGACAGUUCUUCCCAGGCAACCAGGUCUUCAGAGCGUGUUUCACGCCCUCGCUCCCCCCCUCUCCCCGCCCUCCUCAAGAACGCCCCCAGCCAGCCGCCAGCCCUCAACCGCAAACUCACCAAUUCCCCUCGACCGACCACCCGGCCUGCUGCCCCAGCCUCCAGAGUCGACCAAUCUAGAGCCAGAGCUGCAGCGAAGCCAUCACCCCCUCCAGCAAAGCCCGCCCCCAAAGCCCCAGCCAAAAUCCCCGCCAAACCCACCCCUCUAAGCCGCAGCUCACGGAUUCAAGCCAAAUCGUCUCCUGCCAAAGCAACCACACCUACUACCAGCCAGCGCAAGAGAGUGAUGGAGCAGGAGGAGAGUGAGGAAGAGGAAGAGGAGGAAGAAGAGGAGGAGGAGGAAGAAGAAGAAGAGGAGGACAGCGAGGAGGAGAAGGAGCCUCAGCCCAAGAAAUCCAAGAUGGCAGCUGCAAUGGGGAAUCGUGGGAAAGCUGUUGAGAAAGCUCCACUCAAACGGGGAAAAGUGACAGAGGUCCCCACCCCCCCACUCAGCACCAAACCCCCGCCGCCUGAGAAGAGGAGUGCUACCAUACCAACACCACCGCCAGCCAAACCCAUCCCCACCCCGCCUAAGCCCUCGGCUGGGGUUAAAGCCAAGGUGACAGGCAGUGCAGAGGACGAGCACCCAGAGAAUGAACCGAAGAAUGCUCAGAAAGAUAAGGGUAUGUUGGUGGAGGUACGGGUGAAUAAGGAAUGGUUCACAGGCAAAGUGGUUGCUGUGGAAAUCAGUAAGCAGAGCAUUCGCUGGAAGGUGAAGUUUGACUACGUCCCCAGAUCCACCCCCAAGGACCGAUGGGUUUUCAAAGGCAGUGAGGAGGUGAGGUUGAUGCGACCCCCCUCUCCCCUCUCCCAGACCCCUGACACACAGCAAGGGGAGGGGACUGAAAAAGGGCCCGCCCCCAUGGAACCCGACACCACCCAACCAGGAACCAGUCGAGAGGUGACUGACAACCUGGUCAACAUGAUGAGGACGCUGCUGCGUUAUUUCUUCCCUCCUGAUUUCCGGAUCCCGAAGGACGAUGUCAACAGCAUGGCCGCAGAAGAGCUAGUGGCCUUCCCUAUGAAGGAGUAUUUCCAGCAGUAUGAGCUGGGUCUCCAGUCUCUGUGUAACUCGUACCAGAGCAGAGCUGACGCCAGAGCCAAAGCUGUGGAGGAGAAGAGUACCAGCGCUGAGACCAAACUCAGGGAGGCAGACGAGAAGCUACAGAAACUACGAACCAACAUCGUACAACUGCUGCAGAAAGUACAGGAGGACAUUGACAUAAACACAGAUGACGAACUGGAUGCCUACAUAGAAGACCUGCUGACCAAGGGGGACUAGUGAGGAGACAGACAUGCUCUCGGAACCCUGUCUUGCUCUCAGAACCUUGGUCCGCCUGUACUUCCCAAAGUACUGUAGCUCUGUAGAUCCUCUACAGAUGCUCUUUACCCAUAACCCUCCACGAGGCCUGCCCGCCCCGCUCUGCAGAUGGAGAGGAGAGGCAGCUGCUGCCUGACCUGCUGCUGUUGCCAUUUGGUCCCCAAGUUUGUUUUUAUAAAACUGCAGUAUGGUUUUCUGUUUCUCUGUCUGUUCUUGUUUAUUUAACAUUAGCAUGCUUUGGUUUUGGAUGGUCCAUUCUGAGAUUAGCACGUAACGGACGUCUCUCUUUAGUCCUUUUAUAUCAACAAUCUAUUAUGUUAUAUACAAACUCUGUUAAGCUACUGUAUGUUACACCAACCAGUCCUGAUUGACUGCAGAACUGAACUCUUCUCAAUCUGUAGGUGGGGAUCAGAUUCUGCUCUGUUGCUGUGUUCUGAUCUUGUGCCGCGUACACGCAUACAUACGCACGCCAGUCCGAGUACGGCACCAAGCGUCGCCGAUCAAAGUUCCUGUGAUGUAGAUGACAGGCGAUUCUGUGAUUUCAGAAGAGGGUCUGAUGGUAACCUAAUCUAUGGAGCAGUUAAGAUUCAUAUGUAUUCUCCAUAUUGAUCUGUGAUCAGGUGGAGAGAAAUUACAUGAAUCAUAAACCCAUAAUAGCGUCCUGACCCAUAACCCCUUUACCACCAGUCACAGUCCGAUACAAAUCCAGUCCUGUUGAGUGCCAGAUUUAAUGUAAGUUGCCAUCAGAUGGUCAAGCCAUUUCUACCCUGUGUUAAAGCGUUAUGUUUAACCCAGUGUUGAAAAAACAAAUCAGUGUUGCCUAGCUGCUUUCAACCACCUCUCCCCCCUAGCCUCUCUCUCCCACCCUAGCCUCCUCUCUCUCACACCCUAUCUUGUUAGCGUGUUUGACCAUGAAUCUUGUUCUGGAGGGCAGCUCUGUAGAGUGGUCACUAGCUGGCACAGCCACCAAGUCAUAAAAUCUGAUUUUACUCCUAACCUUAAAUUAAAACCAAAAGGCAAAUUUUUGUUUUCAUGAAUUUUUACAAUCUAGACCAUUUUGACUUUCCAGCUGGCCCAUCUAGCAGAAAUCUUUCAGUUAUGCCUCAAGGGCAAGUUUCAUGACACUAAACGUCAACAUGCAUCCUGUUCUGACAGUGUAGCCAUCGGGUUUACCAGCCAGACUAUUGAGGGUGUUUGGUCAUCCCAACGCCCUGGAGACUGAAGUACUUACUGGGUUUUAUCAGUACGAUUAUCUGUUACGUCUCAAUACAACUAUGUCCCUAUUGUUUCCUCUUGCCAUUGUGACAUGACAGUUCACUGUUUUCAUUUUGGUCUCAAAGGUGAUUGAGUUUAUAGUUAUCUAAAGUUCUCUGUUCAUAUUAUUCAGUGGUCAUGUUUCUUCUAAUGGGUAUUUUUAACAUGUCAAGAAAACAUUUUAUUAAAUAGGUGUAUGUUAUUUUGUCUGGUGUGUGUACUCUUUUUUUAUUUGUCUGUCUAUGGAGAAACAAUAAAUUGGGUUCCCAGA
Molecule: messenger RNA, 5001 nt
Organism: Salvelinus namaycush (lake trout)
Lineage: Eukaryota; Metazoa; Chordata; Actinopteri; Salmoniformes; Salmonidae
Product: ATPase MORC2-like
Exons: 27
Coding region: 249-3437 (1062 amino acids)
Cellular component (GO): nucleus
Molecular function (GO): zinc ion binding
Source: RefSeq, a predicted model, not a curated record